Molecule: messenger RNA, 2211 nt
Organism: Panonychus citri (citrus red mite)
Lineage: Eukaryota; Metazoa; Arthropoda; Arachnida; Trombidiformes; Tetranychidae
Product: motile sperm domain-containing protein 2-like
Exons: 1
Coding region: 816-1847 (343 amino acids)
Source: RefSeq, a predicted model, not a curated record
UUGAUUAUAAACAAUUGUAAUAAUAACAAACAAUCAAUAAAUUGUUAAUCAAAUUGAAGACAAAAUCGUCAAAGAAAAUCAUUUUAUCUGUAAAACUCAUACAAUCUAGUGAAUCAAAAUCAGGAAAGUCAAUCAAAAGUUAAUCAACUUUUUCUCUCAUCCAAUUAUCAUCAUCAUAAUUACAAUCAUUUAAUUGUGAUAAUGAUUAACAAUUGAUUAGUGUUAAAAAAAGAGAAAUCAAAUUGUUACUUAACCCGUUUUCCAAGUUGUCCAGGAAUCUUAAAUCUCUCAAGUUCUAUGCGUUAAAUAUCAACCGAAAAGCCUUAAUAACCAUUCUAUCACAAAUUUUUCAUCCUCAUCAUCAUAAUUAUCAUCAUUAUCAUCAUCGUAAUCCUCAUCAUCAUCAUCAUUAUGAUUAUCUUUCCUGUAUCUCUCUCCAAUUGAAUUUGAGAUGACUUUGAAAUCUUGCCUGACUAGUUAACGAAAUUGUUAUUUUUCACUCGAUAAAACAAAGUGGAAAAAAGGAACAAAAAAUCACCUUCUCUCUCUCUCUCACUCUCUCACUCUCUCACUCAACGAUCCUCUUAAUAUCAUCAUCAUCAUCUUUCAAGUAUCGUCCCAACGAAGCCUGAGCAAUCGUUAACAACGUUACAACGUGGUUAUCAUUUGAAUAGAAGUUUUUUUUAAAACUCUCUCUCUCUCCGAAUCAUUUAUAUAUAAAAUAAGCUUCUACUUUUUUGUUGUUGAUUUACAAGUAAUUGCAAUUAAUUUUAUUGUGUAUUUGUAAUUGUCUGUUAUUCACCUGAACAAUUUAAAUGAUUUCGGUGCCAAUCAUGGAUAAAUCAUCAUCACCAACAAACAACAAUAAUACCAAAGGUAAUUGUGAUAAUGUUUCAUGUUCUGUUAGUGGUAAACAUUGUGAUUCUUCAAUGAUUAAAGAAAAAAGUGAUAAAAUAACCAAAAAUGGUUCAACUAAAUCAAAGGUUAAAUCUGAUUUAGAAACUGGAUUAAAGUAUCGUGAAAAAAUUGAUACACUUAGAGAUCGUUUUUCAACUGAAUAUUCAGCUCACCCUGAACUUUACGAUGAAAUUGAUUUUCGUAAAGUGAUGGACAAAGAUUUCUGGGUUACUCGAUUCAUGGCCGAUCCAAAUGAAUCCAUUGACGAUACUUUUGAGAAGUUGAGGUCAACAAUGGAAUGGAGAAAAUCAUUUGGUGUUAAUCAUUUCGAUCCUUUAUCAAUUCCCAAAGAGAUUUAUCAAGUUUCCGCUUUGAUACCUUAUGAGGUCGAUAAACAGGGCAGGCCAACUCUUUAUAUUCGAGGUAAAAUUCAUAGGAAAAUCGAUCAACUUGAGGAUAAGAUCAAACAUUAUCUUGUCAAUAUGAUUGAAACAAUCGAUUCGGUGAGGGAGGAACGAGAAUCUUGGUUGAUCAUCUUGGACGCUUCGGAUGCCAAUUUUUUCAACACCGAUUUGGAUAUGAUCAUGUUCCUGUUUUCAACUCUUCGAACUCGAUAUCCUCGAGGUGUUGGUCAAUGUUUACUCUAUGGAUUACCUUGGCUUUUAGGAGCUUUCGCAAACAUGGUCAUCUCAUUUUUACCCUCGGAUUCAGUGGCCAAGAUCAAAUUCGGUGGGAAAAAGGAGCUUCUCGAAUUGAUCGAUGAAAAUAAUCUACCCGAUUGGUUGGGUGGCUCUUGUAAGGUCAACUAUCGACGGGUCCCAAGAUCAGCGGUCUCUUGUUACGAUAUGGCAGAGACAGAGUUCAAAUUGACCAAACAAGAGGUCGAUAAGAUCAUCAAGCCGUUCACUCAGUACAUUAUGCCAGAACUUUGUGUCGAAAUCGAUCCUUAAUUGUUCAAAAAAAGUUAAUUUUCCAUGAAAAGAAAAUAUAAUUUUCCUCUCUUUCAAUUCUCAUGAGUGUGUCCGUCCAUUUCUUGACCAUUCCGUCCCACUGAAUCACUCAUCAUGUAAAUAAUUAUUAACUUUCAACAAUUAACUUCUCUCUCUCUCUCUCUCUCUCAUAUCCCUUUAUUGUAACCCAAUUUGAACAUUUUGUUUACAAUUAACUGUUGAUUAUUUUGCUGCUGAUAUUUUGCAAUUUAAUUGUCACUUUGAGCUUUUUACAAACUGGUAAAUCAUUUGAUUAACAUGAUUAACCCUUUAAAAUUACUCAAUUGUAUUGUAUUGAUACUAAAUUGUAAUUCUCUUACGAUUA